AUGUUAAGGGAGUUGUUUUAUAGAAAUCCGACGAAGAUGAAAGUGGUUAUUGCUCUCGGUGUAGUUGCCGGAGCACUUCUUAUUUCAACCAUUGUCCUAGCUGCUCUGUUAGGCAAUGCAAAGAAAAGUACAUCGACUACAACAGCAACAAAUGAUGAGUUGUGUUUAACACCCUAUUGUGUCAAAGCAGCGAAUUAUAUUUUGGAAAGUAUUGACGAAACAGUCAAUCCCUGUGAAAAUUUCUUUGAGUUUGCUUGUGGAACAUGGUUGAAAAACAAUCGUAUACCUGACGAUGCGGGAUCACAAGACACGUUCAACGUCCUACGAAAUCAAUUGGAUAAUGAUAUUGUUGAUAUCUUGACCCUACCGCUUCCAACUGGCAUGACAAAUAUUCAAUGUAUCAACAAUACUCGUGUUCUCUAUGAUUCGUGCAUCGAUGAAGCGACCAUUGAAGCAACCGGUGUCAAUACGUUGCUCUCGGCAAUCAACACCGAGUUUGGCGGUUGGCCAAUACUUCAGAAUUCUGCCUGGAAUGCUUCGACGUAUAAUCUAAGUGUUUUACUACAAAAAUUACGUGAAUACAAUCAAAAUAUAAUCUACAGUUUUGGAACGUCUAUCGAUGAUCAGAAUUCUACUGUUUAUUUCAUUCGAGUAUCGCAAAGUGAUCUCGCUUUGGAACAAAGAGCACGAUAUGAUAAUGAAACAAGUGUCACUAUUGCUUAUCGACAAUUUAUUUACGAUUUAGCAUCUUUGUUAACGAAUGUUACGAACACGACUCAGUUGCAGCAAGAUGUGGUUGACAUUUUCGAAUUUGAAAAGAAUAUUUCACGACAUCAUCUAACACCGGCAGAGCAACGUGCUAAACAAAAUGAAACUGUUCGUACAACGAUCGGUAAUCUCUCGCAAACUUUCACCACCGAUUUUGAAUUCACCAAUUAUUUACGACAAGUUUACUUAUCAGCAGGUGUCACAUUGAAUGACAAUGACAUUGUUUCAAUCAGUGAUUUGGAUUUUCUACGAAAUGCAUCGAAAAUCGUAUCACAAUCACAAAUUCGCGUUAUUCAGAACUAUGUUAUAUGGCGUUUUGUCAUGAAUCGCGUUUCAGAUUUACCCAAACGUUAUCGUUUGACACGAGAAGCAUUUGAUCGGGAAUUUCGAGGUACCAGUUCACAGCGCGCACGUUCAAUCGUCUGUGGAAGUUUUGUUAAUAACAACAUGGGAUUUGCCGUAUCAAAAGUUUAUGUCGCUCGAUACUUUGAUGAAAAUGCCAAAAAUCAGUCAUCAGAAAUGAUUAGCAACAUUCGAAAUGCUUUUAUUGAUAUGGUCCAAAGCUCAACAUGGAUGGAUGUGGAUUCGAAAAAGAAAGCUAUAGAAAAAGCCAAGGCUAUCGAUGAACAGAUUGGUUAUCCAAAGUAUGUUGGCGAUAGUAAUACAACCGAAUUGGAACGGAUGUAUUCUACCUAUACUUUCAAUGGAUCAUAUAUCUCCAAUGUAUUGAAACUGUUACAAAUCAAGUCUCGAGAAAGUCUUCAGCGACUUCGUGAAACGGUAGAUCGAAAAGCGUGGGGUACAAGUCCACCGACUGUUGUCAAUGCUUUUUAUACUCCAUCAAGAAAUCAGAUCAGUUUUCCCGCUGGUAUACUUCAGACACCGUUUUUUCAUAAGGACGCACCAAAAUAUCUUAACUAUGGCGGAAUUGGAGCAGUUAUUGGCCAUGAAAUCACCCAUGGUUUCGAUGAUAAUGGUCGUCAGUUUGAUAAAGAUGGAAACCGUGUACUUUGGUGGUCGCAAGCGACUAUCGAUAAGUUUAUUGAGCUUAAAACAUGUAUAGUUGAUCAAUACAGUAAUUAUACUGUCGCUCAGAUCAAUAAAACAGUGAAUGGUAGUCAAACUCAAGGAGAAAAUAUAGCAGAUAAUGGUGGAAUAAAAGAAGCAUUUAAUGCUUAUAAAAAACUAUCCUUAACAACAAAUGACAUAAAUCUCCCUGGAUUGAAAAAAUAUACGAGCGAACAAUUGUUUUUCAUCUGGUUUGCUCGCAUUCGUUGUUAUGCAGAAUACAAUGAUUACGUAGCGUAUUCUUAUCGAAAUUGGGCGAAAACGAAUGGAAAUGUCGAUAGACGACUACCCGGUUUGACUAAGUAUUCAGCUGAACAGUUGUUUUUUAUUAACUACGGACAAGUUUGGUGCUCGAAAAUGACAAAUGCCAAUGCAUUGAAUAGAGUUCUCACAGGCGUCCAUUCACCUGGCCAAUUCAGAGUUAUCGGUCCAACGUCGAAUUUUGAAGAAUUCGCGACAGUGUUCAGUUGUAAACCUGGUCAAAACAAUAGUCCAGUGAACAGAUGUAGUGUUUGGUAA
Molecule: messenger RNA, 2355 nt
Organism: Adineta ricciae
Lineage: Eukaryota; Metazoa; Rotifera; Eurotatoria; Adinetida; Adinetidae
Source: the annotation of a GenBank genome assembly